Melitaea cinxia (Glanville fritillary) is the source of this 1497-nucleotide messenger RNA. Its product is annotated as PAT complex subunit CCDC47. The coding region runs from base 5 to 1402 and encodes 465 amino acids. Gene Ontology annotation, biological process: endoplasmic reticulum calcium ion homeostasis. The transcript is spliced from 10 exons. NCBI's taxonomy places the organism in Eukaryota, Metazoa, Arthropoda, Insecta, Lepidoptera, Nymphalidae. Gene Ontology annotation, molecular function: calcium ion binding. The record is from RefSeq and is a predicted model, not a curated record. Gene Ontology annotation, cellular component: endoplasmic reticulum.
CAGCAUGAAUAUGCGCAUAAUACUCUUUUCAAUAACACUGCUAUUAUGCAGUGUGUAUGUGUCUCAAGCUUAUGAAGACACUAACCUCGAAGACGAUGAUUUUGCCGAGUUUGAGCAGUUUGAGGCUGACGAUGAUGCACCAGGAGAUGAUUUCAGUGAGGAAGACGUGCCAGUAUUGAAGCCAAAGUUAACUGUUAAUAAAGAACAGCUUGAAACAAAUAAUGAUGCAGAUGAUAUCAUAGUUGAGGAUGAAGAUAAUGAGUUUGAACAUUUCCAAGAUCCUGAGGAGUUUGAAGGGUACCAGGAUAGUACUCCACGAACUGCAGAGCAACCUAAAAUAACAAUCACGCAGGUACCAAUAACGGUACGUCCAAGAUGGGAUGCGUACUGGUUGGAAGGGAUCCUCUGCUGUUUACUCGCUGCCUACGCACUAGCGUAUGCAAUCGGACGGGCCAAGAACACCUCUAUAGCCAUUAACUUCCUCAAGUUGCAUAAACCGCUGCUCGAUGAAAACUUUACUUUAGUUGGUGAGACAGGCCUUGAUGUGGUAGCUGCAGACGAGCGUGGCUGGAGGAGAGAAGCGGAGCAUUGCUUCACCAUGUGGUGUAGCGGUCGGCAGUGUUGUGAGGGAAUGUUGCUAACACUUAAACUUAUUAAGCGUCAAGACUUAGUCCACGUUUUGCUAGGUGUAGUCAGACCAACGCCAGACACACUAUUAAUUCGAGUAGAACUCGGCAAAGAUGACAGCGAUCCCUUCGUUCUCUGCGUCGCGCAAAAGAAGAUCGCCACACGCCUCGCUAAGGAAAUGCAGGACUUGAGCAUGUUCUGCCCGGAGCGGCGCGCGGGCGACAAGCACGGGCUGCCGGCGGCGCUGGGCGUGCUGUCCGAGUGCGCGGAGGCCACCGCCGCCGUGCUGGACGCGCGCGUCACUACUGCGCUGCAGCUCUACCACACACACGUCAACUACAUACACGUGUCCGACCGCUACUGCGGGCCCAAGCAGAUGGAAGAGACAGUGGCCACAAAGCCUCCAGAAACAGAGCGGGUCUUGCUUGCUAGUUUCUCAUUGGGACCCGACGGAGGAGGUGAUGAGGUUCGUCCGCUGUUGCUGCUCAUAUUCUACUUACUUGACAAGAUCAAGAGGCUACGGCUUAGUAAGGAGGCUCUGUCGAAAUGCGAGAAACGACGUGUCAAAGCGGCUGAGGCGUGGGUUCGAGGCUGUCAUGCGGCUCGACAAGAGCAAGCGGCUCUGAGGAGAGAGGAGAAACGGAAACAGGAGAAAGAACGCAUUCUGGCUGAGGACGAUCCAGAAAAACAGCGUCGCUGGGAGCUCAAGGAACAAAAGCGUCAACAAAAACGCAAAGCGCCGAAAAUGAAGCAGCUCAAAGUGAAAGCUCUUUAAAUCGCAAUAAUGUAAUUUGUUACAUGAUUUAAAUGUUGUUUUUCCCUACCCUUAAGUGUUGUUCCUACUGUCUUGUGAAUAAAUGAGAUCCUUUA